Messenger RNA from Gryllus bimaculatus (two-spotted cricket), 330 nucleotides. The record is from the annotation of a GenBank genome assembly. Lineage: Eukaryota; Metazoa; Arthropoda; Insecta; Orthoptera; Gryllidae.
AUGGACACUGCUGUGUUGCGGGCUGGAAGAAAGACGAGAUCGGAGAAUGUGCAGGGAGUUGCAAGGCCCUUUAAAGCUUAUUCAUCAUCACCAUCCCGACGCCAACUCCGCGUGCGCGCGGCGCCGGGGCGGGCAGCGGUGGGGCGAGCAGCAGCUGCUCGGCCGCUCGCCCCCCGAGGGCGCCGGGGUCGCCCGGGGCGAUGGGCGAGGGGCGAGGGCGCGCAGGCCCCGAGCACCCCCGCCGAAGGGGGCGGGCGGCCGAUUUAUGGGGCGGAGGCCGACCCGCAGCAGAAAACUGAUGAUGAUGAUGAUGAUGAUGAUGAUGGCUAA